UUGGAGGCUGGCAGCGAUGAGGAACGGAAGUUGAACCUCAGCUUGAGCGAGAGCUUUUUCAUGGUGAAAGGAGCGGCCCUCUUCCUACAGCAGGGAAACAGCCCUCAGGGCCAGCGCAGUCUUCAGCACCCUCACAAGCAUGCAGGUGACCUGCCCCAGCAUCUCCAAGUGAUGAUCAACCUUCUACGCUGUGAAGACAGAAUCAAGCUGGCUGUACGACUAGAGAGCGUCUGGACCGACCGUGUCCGCUAUAUGGUCGUGGUGUACACCAGCGGGCGCCAGGACACCGAGGAGAACAUUUUGUUAGGAGUUGACUUUUCCAGUAAGGAGAGCAAAAGCUGCACCAUCGGGAUGGUUCUUCGUCUGUGGAGUGACACGAAGAUCCACCUUGACGGGGAUGGUGGCUUCAGUGUGAGCACAGCAGGCAGGAUGCACAUCUUCAAGCCCGUGUCUGUCCAGGCCAUGUGGUCUGCCCUGCAAGUGCUUCACAAGGCCUGUGAAGUGGCACGGAGGCACAACUACUUCCCUGGGGGAGUGGCGCUCAUCUGGGCCACCUACUAUGAGAGCUGCAUCGGCUCUGAGCAGAGCUGCAUUAAUGAGUGGAAUGCCAUGCAGGACCUGGAGUCCACACGGCCUGACUCCCCAGCGCUGUUUGUGGACAAGCCGACUGAGGGAGAAAGAACCGAGCGUCUCAUUAAAGCCAAGCUCCGGAGCAUCAUGAUGAGUCAGGACCUCGAAAAUGUGACUUCUAAGGAAAUCCGCAAUGAGCUGGAGAAACAAAUGAACUGCAACCUGAAAGAAUUUAAGGAGUUCAUCGAUAAUGAGAUGUUGCUCAUCUUGGGACAGAUGGACAAGCCUUCCCUUAUCUUCGACCAUCUUUAUCUUGGCUCCGAGUGGAAUGCAUCCAAUCUGGAGGAACUGCAGGGCUCAGGGGUUGACUACAUUUUAAAUGUCACUAGAGAAAUAGACAAUUUCUUCCCUGGCUUGUUUGCAUAUCACAACAUCCGAGUCUACGAUGAGGAGACCACAGACCUUCUUGCCCACUGGAAUGAAGCGUAUCAUUUUAUAAACAAAGCAAAAAGGAAUCAUUCCAAGUGCCUGGUCCAUUGCAAAAUGGGAGUCAGCCGAUCUGCAUCCACAGUUAUAGCCUAUGCGAUGAAGGAGUUUGGCUGGCCCCUGGAGAAGGCGUAUAACUAUGUGAAACAGAAGCGCAGCAUCACGAGGCCCAAUGCCGGCUUUAUGAGGCAGCUGUCUGAGUACGAAGGCAUCCUGGAUGCAAGUAAGCAGCGACACAACAAACUGUGGAGACAGCAGCCUGCGGGUGACACUGCAGCAGAGCCCAGCGAGUUCUUGCCAGAGACCCUGGAUGAUGCCCUGGACACCCAGCUGCCGGGCUUGGAUGAUACCACCACCCAGCCCGGGCUCCCAGGAAGCCAGGCCCCCGCAGGAGGACCCUCUCUCCCCUGUUGUUUCCGAAGACUCUCAGACCCCCUUCUCUCCCAAGAUGAUACAGGUGGCCUGGUCCACUUGGAGGAUCUUGAGCGGGAUGCCCUGUUGGAGGACGCAGCCCAGCCGGUAGAGGCGCACAAGCCAGUCCAGCAUCCUCAGGAAGGAGCCAGGCUCUGUGAAAAGGACAUAAAGAGGAAACUAGAGUUUGGGAGCCCCAAAACCCGCGGUGGCUCCUUGCCACAGGUGGAGGAGAUGGAGAAGGGGGGUGGCCAGAGAGCAGGGAGGUGGAGGCGGGCCUCCACCCAGCUGAACAGAAGUUUGCUUGACCAGGAGAACCUGAACAAUAACAACAGUAAGAGGAGCUGCCCUGAUGACUUUGAGGGUGAUGCUGUGUUCGGAAUCCUCAGUAAAGUGAAGCCUUCCUACACGUCCUGUGCUGACUGCAUGUACCCUGCAGCUGGCGGGGCCCCCGAGGCCUUUGUGGAAUGGCACGAAGAACCCAGCGCUCCUGCUAUCUGCACCCAGCCAGCCUUCCUGCCCCAUGUCACAUCUUCCCCAAUGGCCCACACGAGCAGCAGGUCCCGAGCUCCAGAGAGGCUGGCCUCUAGUCCAGCCAACAACCCCGCAUCCCUACUGCCAGCAGGCUCAAGGAAGCCAGACGUCGGUGGCUCUGGAGCUGGGGCUCACCCAGAACCGCCAGCAAGCCUUCUAGAGCCUUCCAGAGAAACCUCCAAAGUCCCUCCAAAGUCACUCCUGUUGAAGAAUUCUCACUGUGAUAAGAACGCCACCAGUAUGGAAGUGGUGAAGGAAGAAUUGUCAGCUAAGAGAGAUCCGAAGCCAGCUAAGGACCUGAGGCUUCUGUUCAGUAAUGAGGCCGAGAAGCCGACCACCAACAGCUACCUGAUGCAACAUCAGGAGUCCAUCAUUCAGCUACAGAAGGCAGGCCUGGUCCGGAAGCACACCAAAGAGCUGGAGAGGUUGAAGAGCCUGCCUUCAGACCCACCGUCUACCUGCAGGGACAGUGCCACCAGCAGGCUGGAGGCUAGCAUCCCUGAGGAGGGCCAGGAGCCUGAACACUCAGCCCUGAGCAACCAAGCAGGGAUUGAAGAGAAACCUCCAGAAGGAGCUUUGGUGAAGAGCCCUACUCCUACCCUCCUCCGCCUGGAUCACACCAGUAGCUUCUCGAAAGACUUCCUGAAGACGGUGUGCUACACCCCCACCUCCUCCUCCAUGAGUUCCAACCUGACCCGGAGCUCCAGCAGUGACAGCAUCCACAGUGUCCGAGGGAAGCCAGGGCUGGUGAAGCAGCGGGCGCAGGAGAUCGAGACGAGACUCCGGCUGGCGGGCCUCACUGUGUCCUCCCCACUGAAGCGUUCCCACUCCCUCGCCAAACUGGGAAGUCUCAACUUAUCCACCGAGGACCUGUCCAGUGAGGCUGACACGUCCACCAUUGCUGACUCACAGGACGCCAAGUGUGGUCACUCUUCCUUGUUGCACGAACCCCAGGCCACCCCGAGGGACCCCGUUACAGCCUGUAAACCCUCAGGGAAAUCGGUCCCAGAAAACUUGAAAAGCCUGUCAGGGUUAAGUAAAAGCUGACCAGCGUUCUGCCGUGUGGGUGGAGGUUUUCACGGUGUUCUGAUCCACCACCACCACCCACGUCUCGAUUCAUGUUAACGUUAGUCAUCCAGGCUUUCCCCACUCUUGCCAAAGAGAAAGGGGCAGAAACAGAAGUAACAUAGACCACAUGAAGGAGACCCAGCAAGGACCUGGGCGACCUGGAAACUGUCAGCCAGGAGAUACACAGCUCAGAUCCCCAAGCCCUAUCUUUGGGAAGAUACAGACACACAGGCUGGAGCUGUGUCUCGGUUGUUAGAGUCUUGCCGGCCUCGCACCACGCCCUAAGUUUGAUCCCCAGCACCAUGUAAAACCAGGCAUGGCAGUGCAUACCUGUAAUCCCAGCACUGGAGGUGGAGGCAGGAGGAUUAGAAGUUCAAAGUCACUCUCAGCUACACAGUCAGUUUUAGGCCAGCCUGGUGGAGAGAAAAUAAGACUGUAUAUGCAAAGUAUUUUACGUGUGACCUGUAAGAGAGGAGCCGUGGCAAUGUUGUUGCUUCGGCCCACAUUCCCAGCCCUCUCCUGUCCUCAAGGGAGAAUUCUCAGAUGACAACACAGUCCUACCUCCAUUCUCACUGUGCAUUUUGCUUUUAAAAUAGUAAUGACUAAGGCUCAAUCUGA
Molecule: messenger RNA, 3687 nt
Organism: Cricetulus griseus (Chinese hamster)
Lineage: Eukaryota; Metazoa; Chordata; Mammalia; Rodentia; Cricetidae
Source: RefSeq, a predicted model, not a curated record